Olea europaea var. sylvestris is the source of this 1303-nucleotide messenger RNA. RefSeq names its product meiotic recombination protein SPO11-2. Gene Ontology annotation, cellular component: nuclear chromosome. Bases 225 to 1199 code for a protein of 324 amino acids. NCBI's taxonomy places the organism in Eukaryota, Viridiplantae, Streptophyta, Magnoliopsida, Lamiales, Oleaceae. The transcript has 9 exons. The record is from RefSeq and is a predicted model, not a curated record. Gene Ontology annotation, biological process: reciprocal meiotic recombination; meiotic DNA double-strand break formation; meiotic DNA double-strand break processing. Gene Ontology annotation, molecular function: ATP binding; DNA topoisomerase type II (double strand cut, ATP-hydrolyzing) activity; DNA binding.
AUGAAAAGCCUGUUUUUCAAAAUAAGGAAUUUGAAAGUAGGUUUGACUUACUUUCAAGCACGUCAAAACACGCUCUUAUUCAUAAAACGGGAUUUAUUUGAGUAAAUUAUUGUGAUCAGGAAAUCCUAGAAUAAGAUUGUGAGGAUCAAAUUAUUUUAUUAAGAAACAUUAUUCAGUGAAUUUCAUUUUUUUGCUCGUAAAAAUGGAAACAGAUUAUCAGAAAAAUGAGCAAUAGCAGAGUGAGCAGGGGAUUACUGAGUGAUCGUACAUGGAUUUUUCUUUCACAUUCAUUUUGCACGCGGUCUUUGAUGAAAGAGAACACUGCUAAAUCAUUCAUAAGAGUGUGGAAGAUGAUGGAAAUGUGUUAUCAGGUGUUGGUACAAGAAAAGAAAGUGACUCAGAGGGAGUUAUUUUAUAAAUUGCUUUGCGAUUCGCCUGAGUAUUUUGCAUCUCAAUCGCAGGUCAAUAGGACUAUUCAAGAUUUGGUGGCAUUACUUAGGUGCAGCCGAUGCAGCCUUGGCGUCAUGGCAUCAAGCAGAGGGGUGGUUGCUGGCCGCCUAUUGCUGCAGGAGCCAAACCAAGAGGUUGUGGACUGCGCCGCUUGUGGAUUUUCUGGUUAUGCUAUUUCCGGAGAUCUAAAUAUGCUAGAAACCUUGGUCAUGAAGAGCGAUGCCCGGUAUAUCAUUGUGGUUGAGAAGCAUGCCAUAUUCCAGCGGCUGGCUGAGGAUCGUUUAUUCACUCAAAUUCCAUGUAUUCUCAUCACAGCUAAAGGAUAUCCAGACAUUGCAACUAGGUUUCUUCUUCACCGAAUGAGUCGGGAGUUCCCAGAAAUGCCCAUUCUAGGGCUGGUUGACUGGAAUCCAGCAGGAUUAGCAAUACUAUGCACCUUCAAAUUCGGAAGCAUAGGGAUGGGCUUGGAAGCAUAUCAAUAUGCUUGCAAUGUCAGGUGGCUGGGAUUGCGAAAGGAUGACAUUGAACAACUCGUACCUGAAGAAUCUUUACUUCCAUUGAAGCCCCGGGAUCUACAAAUUGCUAAAAGCUUGGUAUCCUCAGAGAUAUUGCAGGACAACUACAAAGAAGAACUGGAAGUGAUGAUUGAGAGUGGUAAAAGGGCAGAAAUUGAAGCUCUUUACUUUCAUGGAUAUGGUUUCUUAGUAAAGUAUAUAGCAAAGAAAAUUGUGCAAGCCAAUUAUAUAUAGCUGUCAAGAGACUUUUUAUUCUAAUGCAAUUCAGAAUGUGCUGACUGAUUUGUUAUUGACAAUUCAUAAUAUGAAAGGAAGUUUGAAAAUGCACAAUUUCAUUA